ACGGUCGCCAGGGAAACCCCGUUGCGUGGUUGUGUGUCAGUUUCGCUGGGACCCGCGGUCGAUGCCGGCGAGGAGGGGGAUGGGCGCCUCGGCGAAUGUAAGGACCCGAGACAGAAUCAGAGCCCUGUAUCACAUACAGCAGCAUAUACCCCAUUAUAAAUAGCGACUGUAAAUAUAUAAAACACUAAAAUAAAUGGAUUUUUUCACCGGGUACUCAUCAUAGGCAUUUAACGGAUGCAGCACACCUGAAAAUGACGGGAAUUUAACUUUCCGUCUUUGCGUGGGAGAUACUGAGAAGUUUGUUUUCUACCCCUGGAGAGGGAGCUACUUUUAAGGGCAAGAAUACAAGAGACUCCGAGGCCGGACUUCGGGCCUACUGGUCAGGUUGGAUUUGAUGUUGGGAUACUCUAAGGACUUCCUACUGUACAUGAACUUGCCUCGCUUCGACAAGUGUAGAAUGCCUCUUUAGGUGAGUACUUUUAAUCCAUGUUGAUAUUUUAUUUGACUAACUACCAAGUGAGGCUGUAACAUAAAUACAACAGUCACGCACUUCACCAUGUUUUCAUCUACCAAACAUAGCUGUUAAGCUAGCCAACUUUGCAAGCUAAUAGUUAAGCGUUCUUUUUUAAGUUCUUUUUAGAAGGAGUUGGCUAGUUUCACUAUCUUUCCACUUUCAAGUAUAGCUUGCUUGAUUUGCUGUACAGCUCCCAUGUUGAUGGUGUGCUAUGCAGGGCUUCUCUUUGCCUGUGAGUGGACCUAUCUUCCCUAGUUUUUUCAUCAGCUCCUCGUGUUGUUUUCAUCCCCUUUCUUGGUUGGAAUUACACCCAUACUUGCUUAAAUGUCACAGAUUUUAUAACAUUGCCCUAAGCAGUCAUAUGACUCGAGUAAUUAAAAGCAUUUUGCAAGUUUUUCGGAGUUUUUGUCCGUCAAUGGUGCCCUCUCAGCUUUCAUAUCAGGGAUGAAACGGCUACAGUGGGUUACCCUUAAUCGUCUGCUUAAAAAAACAACAUGAGCUACAAAUAGGUGCCAUUUGUCAAAAUUGCAAGUAAAUAAGACGUGUUUUUGAGAAAGUUUUGAUCAAGUGCUUUCACAAGGGCUGAAACCACCCCCAUGUUACAUAGCCAAACCGGUAUAUGUAACACAUUCUGGGAACUUUGGUUAGCCGUUAAGCUGUUUUGAGAUUAUAUUGGGCCAAAGUUGACCAGCACAGCGUUUGCUUGGUAGACAAGUUAAGAUUCAAACCGCUAAAGGUAGCACAAAUAUGCGUUGUUGUUUUUUUCAACAGCUAAAACAAUUCGUUGCAUAUUUUAUUAUGUAUUGGUGUGUUGAAUGUCAGUCAGACCUCGUAAAACUGUCGAAUUUUUUAAGAUUACUGACCGCACAACCAGCAAUUUGAGCAGUUAUGACGACUCACGUUAGCUAAGCAACCAGCUGCUGUGUUGGUUAGCGCACGAGCCAUAGGCAACAAUUGCUAUACUAGCCGUGUAGCUAACUUUUGGGCUUUUUCCAGUUGAUUGUGUUCUUUUAAACUACAACUUCACAGCAUGCACACAAAAGGAUCCUUACUUGGUACGUUAGCUGAGACCAUUAUUAUGAACCCCCUCAUUCGCUAUCUAGUUAUGGAUUUCCCUGUGUAAACGUCUAUUUUUAUAGGGGAAAAAACAUGGUGUCUGCAUCAUGGUGGUGUUUAGGGCAACGUUACAUUGCAUUCGUCUUUGGCAGCAGUCCUGACCUUACUCAACCGUGUGAAUCAAGCUGGAAGUUCGGUUAUGUUUUCUCUGUUUGUAUAUGAAAUGUCUCUCUAGUAAUCACUGAACUAGCAGAUUUGCUGGGCAGCGACUCGCUUGUUCUUCACCUCCCCCAACUCCGAGCCUCGGUGGCGGUUAAGAGAAAUGGGUGGUAUUUUAGAGAGGAGCUCUUGUUUCCUUUUUUAAUAGACUCCUUUUUUAUUACAACGUGUGAGCAACUGUGUUAUAUAUAUGAACAGGACGGUAACAACUACAGGUUCUACGCAAGUUGAAGCAUUACGGAAUAUAGUUGAGUAAUGAAAUCAUGUAUCAAUUACUUAACUUCCACGGACACCCUAUUUGGGCUGGUUUGAGGGUCAAAACUCGGUGUAACAGUUCGAUAUGCCGUGUCAUUUUAGUAUAGUUGUUAUGAUCUGAGGUGAGAAACAGUAUGAACCGACGCAGGCGAGGACUGAAGUUAACAUGAGGUGUGAGAAAAUGCUGAGUGAUUUUAAAGCAUGUUCUCUCCGGUGUCGUGUGCGUUUUUGUAGUGUUUCUAAUUAGUAAGGACCCGCGCUUCCCCAGCAGAAAUGGCUGCCCCUUCCGUCGCCUGAGUAGCUAUGCAACAGCCAGCUGCACCACGUAGCCUCGCAUUGUGCCGCACUCCCAAUUGUGGACCUGAACAGAGAUAGUGGGGGGUGUUAUUUUGCUUCUUAAGCCGUGUUUAGGUCAGUGAAUAUACCACCGGGUAUAUGACUGCAGCUCUGUAGUGAUGUGUGUGACGUGUCACAAACCAAACAGGUUGUACUUAAUGCUUUUGUAAAAUCACACCUUCUCUAUCAGUUAUGCUCUAAUUGAAUUCUUGAAUGCUCAUACUGAUAAUAUCAGUACUUAAGUGAUUUUAAUGCAGAAUAUUUUUGUGUUUCAUUGUGCUCUAAAAGUGCAACUUAGAAAUCACAAUUCCCACUCAAAAAUCAAUUGGAAAAAUUGUGCAUGUGGCUUCAAGUACAGUGUGUUUUUUUUUCCUGAGCUUGUCGACCUUGUUCACGAGGAGUACAAAGAUUACACUCCUGCCCUGCUAGGAGUGUUCAGCCAGCCAGCACCAAGUAUUUGGAUUGAUCUUGAUGUCUGUUGCAAGCCAGAUUGCAAUGUGCCAAGCCUUGUUUUCAUUGGUUGCGACUGGCAUUCUCUGAAUAUACUUCACAUCUUUUAAUAGACUGUGUGGGCUGCUGCAGGCUGCAAACCUGGCCACUCAGAACCAUAGGAAACAUGAGCCCCACCAGCACUCCCCAUGACCCUGGCCUGCCUUCUUUUACUCACCCUGCCUCCCUGGGAAAGCUAAGAACAUAGUGCAUUAUAGUCAGUCUACUCUGCCCUUCUUUGUCCAUCAUUUUGAUUUUCUAGGCCUCAAAAUCUGCUUCACUGUGAUUUUCAGUAAAGUAGCGGUACUCAGGGUGUUGUGUUACAACUGUUUUUGAAAAAGCAGUCCUGUACUUCUGUCUGUGGAUCUGUCUGCAGGAUGUGGACCCUUCUUUCCCAAUAUGGGCCUCUGACACAUUUGAGAUCUGAGGAAUGUGCAGACAUUGAAGGUGAAGCCUGGCCCAGUUUUCUGUGUACUACUAGGGAAAUAAAGUCUGACUCAGUGGUUACAAACCAAGAAAUGUAAUUGUUUGGCCGUGGAGAACAUGAUUACAAAACUUGAGCGCUGUGGUCUGAUGAGAAUGGAUCACUAUUCAGAAAAUAAACCCUGGUGUGUGUGUGUGUGUGUGUGUGUGUGUGUGUGCGCGUGUGUGCUUGGACAUUAGGGAGUGAAGCAGAAUGUUGGCAUAUUUCCAAAAGAAGAGGACAGGAUUCUGUGUCGCUGCAGACAGUUGGAGAAGCGAGGGAGCUGGGGGUGUACAUGUGUGAGGAGUAGGAAGAAAGGGGGAAAACCCUGUCCUUUUAGCGUACCAUUUGCAUGCUGAUGGCACUCUGUAUCAUUAUAUGGAGGGCAGGUGUAGCUUUUGAUAUGUUAACAAGGUUACUUGUGUGUGUUGUGCUUGUGUUUAUGGCUAUGUAGUCACACUAAUGUGUGCCCUUAAUAUUUAUCUAUAAAAUUCCAUGAAGUAAGAUAGAGCUGAGUGUUUUUUGUCCAUUCUCGGGUUUUAAUAGCAUUUAACAAAUAGUACAACUCAAUGAAAGGAAGAAAAAAUAGUUUGUACUUCAGUAAAUUUCAUCUUUUUAAAUCCACACUUAAACAAGGAUAUCAUGCCCGGGGUGUUAAUUUCAACUGUUGACUGAGGAUACCUUCCAUCAUUUCUAUUUCGUUGCAGUUCCAUAUCUUCCUGUCUCUGUAGCUUUCCUCAUGCAGCUGCUCUGAGUUGUGUGGCUCGCAGUCUUGCACAACGGGGUUAAAAACAAAAUCGCCAUGACGCCUGCCUCAGAGGUGCUUUCCUAUUGGUGCAAGAACUCUGGAGCUGCUCCAAUCAGGCGCAGUGUUUUCUCUGCACUGGGGGAGAAGUGUUGCAGAGGGCCGUGCUGGUUAAUUCUGUUUUGUGCCGAGAAGCAAUGCUUCUUGGGAGAAUAAUGGAAGAGGAGGAGGAGGAGGUAGCGGGGGAGGGGUGGGGGGCUGGCUAUCUACGUAAUCUCUCUUACCCCCCCUCCCGGACUUGUUUUAUGUUGUGUCCUUCAUUUCCUCUUCUUUCUCACACUGUUCAGCUGCCUGUCCUGCUUUCUUGGCUGAGUGUCAUCCUUGGCUGAGUGUCAAGCAGGGAGAAAAAGCUCACCAAUAUUCCGAGUUACUGCCUCUCCACCUUUUGAACUGCAGGCAGCCAUUUUAGGCUUCACCGGAUUGACUCCCUCCCUGUUUUCCAUUUCCCUAUUCCUAACUGCCUCUUUCUUUUCACGUGACUUACUGAAAUAAUGUCAAACUAAAUAAUGGGCAAUUAAAAUACCCAAAGCUCUGUGUGAAUGAGGUGAAACCAAGAUAGCAGAAUCCACAUACACCUUUCAGAGCGUGUUUGCUCAGAGGGUGUUGUCGGGCAGGCAACGAGAGAGCAAAUAAGGAGCAGUGAAGGAGAAAAACAACCAAGAAACUGCUCUUGCACCAAAGUCAAUCCAGUCACUCACCAACCUGCUCACAGCUGCCCAGUUUAAUAACCCUCAGCAGCACUCCUGCGAGGGACAAAGGGUUAAAAAGGAGAGCGAACCUCAGGGGUUUUCUCGUUGAUAAGCACCUCGCUUCAUCACUUUGAGUGAAUGGUUUCUUUUGGGAUGAGCAAAGUGGGAAUUUUUCCAUGUUGCAAACGGGCCUUAUCUUAUUCACAUGCUUUUAAACAGAUUUGGUUUUAAAAUAGAGCAGCACUCCUGAACCUUUUGAACUGUGAACUAUUCCACCCUACAGCCUCAUUGUUGUUCUCUUCACUCACACUCAGACACACACACCAGCACAUACAUCAACUUUACCCGUAAUUUUGGGGCCUUUCCCCAAGAUCUGUUGUUGUGUGUUCGUGUGAGAUCAUUUCUGAACUCUGACACAGUAAGAGAAAGAAAGUGGAGGCUUCCGCAGAUCAAAAUGGCCACCAGUCCUGUUUGUCUAGGAAGAAUGCCUCGUGAUCCUGCAUUGGUUAGUCUCCCAUAUGUGUUAUGUUGUAAAUAAUGUCAUGGGGUGGAGCCCGGGCAAACCCUUGUGCAGCUCUAGAUAAGUCUCCCAGCUAAAAGAGGAAAUGGAAAUGUCAUGUAAAUGUGUUUGUCGUUUACUGUGAACCAGUGUUGAGGGAUGGAGCCUCUCUCUGGUUUAUGUUCAGAGCUUAUCUAACAACAAGAUGGCUGAUUUGGGUGCCAUGCCUUUGCUUGACUUAAAAACAUUCCUUCCCACAUUUGGUAAUAGACACGUCUCACCGGGGCUGCUGCUGUUGUGGAGGUCGUGUCUGUAGUGGGAAAUUCCUAUCUCGAUUAGAUGCACAGACGAGGAUAUUUCACGUCAGCUUUUGAUUUCAGUGUUGCUGUAUUGAAAUGCUCCUUAAGUCUUGCAGCUUUCUUGUUUUUAUUUUUUAAAUUCUAUAAGCAUUAAUUUAUUCCACGAAGAAGCUUGCUUUUAAUUUGGUUUGAGGGGGAAACAGAGGCAGGUCAGACGGAGGUAGUCAAGCCCAAACAGGCAGCAGUAUUUUUGUCUUUUUUUUUUCCCUCCUCCACAUUACUGAGUGGCGUGCUUGUUUGCCCUGAAACAGAUGUUUCAGAUGUUCGUGGUUUGAUUUUGUGUCACUGUGACCCAGCUGUUGACAUAUCACCUACCAUACUUAGCCAUUGUUCUCCCUCGUGCGUCCCCUUAUUCCUGGUUCGGUCCUGGUGAAUUCAGGCUGGCUGUGUUAAUAGCAAGACCCACUGCACUUCAAGUACACACGCUUGAGGCAUCCUACUACAAGCAUGUACAAAUAUAUAUGAAAGCAUCAGCCAAAUGAAGCUUUAUUGUUGAUAUUAUUGUGGUAGCCUCAAUGACAAGCUGCUGCUUCCGUCGGAUCCUGUUUUGCUCCAGAAAGGCUUUCAACCAGCUCGGAAGCAGCCAUGUAUGGUAACAGACAUUCCCUUUGCAGAGCAAUAGUGAAGGCUUGUGAUGGAGCUGAUGUAUUGAGAAAUGGUCUGCACUGUGGCGUCAACUAUCUGUUUUAAAAAGCCUGUUUCAGAGAGAACGUAGAGGAAACCAGGUUUUGGAUUGUUUUGUACUUUGAAUACUGUCGAGGGCGUUGUUUUUGUGCUGUAAGGGCAUAUUCUUUUUGCUUAGCUCUAAUAUUUUCACAGUCACCUCAUUCUGUUUCAUAGUGGCAAUGGUUAGAGAAGGAGUAAAUCUACACAUGAAUAAGAAUGGAACAGACGUCAGACAUACUAGGAGGGAACGGAAAAAAAGGCCAAAAUCAUUGAAUUCCAAAUACUGUGUAUGUACUGUGUGUUUCUGUCCAUAUUUUCAUUUUUUGUAUUUUCAAAAAAUUGGUCGUGAUGCAUACAAAAGAUUAUUUUUACACCGUAGUUUCAGUUUAAUUUAUACCAGGAACCAAAAUUUGGCCACUGAAAAUGGCCCAAAGUGAAUUUUCGAUUUUCAGCCGAAAGACUUUAAUCACUGAAACCACAUAGCUGAAACAGGAUGUGUUAUGGCGCAAGCCAAAACCACAGCCAGCACAUGCUUCUCUGGAUAAGGGCCAACAUGUCUGCACUGCAGUGUGGACGUAUUUUAAUAUAUCUGAGAACCACGGAUUGCGAUUAGCAUAGCGUGUAAGGCUAAAAUUUCAAGAGGAGGUGUAUCUUCAAAGAGUUUCUUUACAUCAAAUUUAAUUUUUCACCCGAUCGCCAUUUUGAAUAUGAGAGGAACGCCACACACGGAGCGGAAAGUGAGGGAAGUUUUAUUUCUUUUCGUCUUCAUUUAUAACUUAAACAGAAAUCAACAUUGCAACGCAAACCCAUGCUCAUCCCGCUCUCGGUUACUUGAAGAAAAAACACAGUAACGCUACUUCGUCUUCUCGCCUUGUCUCUACCGCUCACAACACUUCUUCUCUGAGAAUUUUUGAGGUUUUUUUAACCCUGACUCGCGGGCACCAUCUUUAAGUGUAAACAACACAGAACAUGCAGCAACACACUGACUCAGAAACCCAAAACUCACAUUGCAAAUGCAUUGAUCAAUAUUAUUUUUUUUUUUACUUCAUAUUAAUUUAUGCAAUUGCAAUUCCUUGAUAUUAGUGAGAUUAGUACACAGUCAUAGCCAUAAAUGCAAUGGCAAUUCUAAUUGGCAUAACAACUUUUUUCAGUUUUCAGCCUAAAAUUGUCUUUUCGUUGCAUCCCUAAUUUACACAUUAGAGAUUUUUUUCCCUUCACCUUUUGUCUUGGCCAAACUGUUGGUUCAGUAAAACUAAAAUGACAAGACUUUGAGCAUAUAAAGGAAAAAAAAGACUAGUUUAUUUGCUUGUGUUAAAUUUGGUGGUACUCUGUAAACGGUGGCCGUUAUAAACUGUGAGAGGAUGUUCAAAUACAAAUCAGUAAGACGCUCUGACACCUGUGUUCAAAGUCCUAAACGUUCACUUUGAACAUAAGGAUGCAUGUUUUUCAUUUGUAACUCGACACUGGCUGUAAGUGUGCGGCUGAAUCUUUUGUUAAUUUUUUUUUGUGUUGUGUUUAUACUUCUUUGUGAUAUUGUAAAUUGUGUUUGGGUGAGUGUGAAAUCAGAGCUACAAUAAGCUCCACUUCCCCACUGGCCACAUAUCCCAUUGGUCUGAAGGCCAGGCUCUAUUGAUUUGCCUGUUUUUCAUCUUCAAUUUCCUCCUGCUGUAGCUUAGAGAGUGCAGCUCGACCUGUGCAGUGCUAGGGAACAGCAGAUAUAUUCAUAUCCUGCCUGUACAGCAAGCAUGUGUGCGGGGGCAGAAUGUGGGAGCUGGUGUAAUCUCACUGGACUAGAUGUGUUGUGGAGGUUUUGGCGAGGCACAGGUGGACUCUCUGCGAGUAUGGACAUAAUGUUCAAAGCCAAGUUGUUUAUGAAUGUCCAUCUAUUUGUGUGUGUGUGUGUGUCUGUGUGUGUGUGUGUGUGUGUGUGUGUAAAAGCUGGCUAUCUCUCUGCAAAGGUAAAUGUGGAAAAUACUAGACAGUGUGUCAUCAAGGAAGAUUGCCGGCAGAUUGAUGUUCCCCCUCCCUUCAGCCAACCUCUUAUGGAGCCUGUCAGCAGUAUUGCAGUGUCACAAUGGUAAUGGCUGGCUAACACCAAGAUAAAAAAAAACUAAAUGUUUUGGGGACAAUUGCAUCGUCCUUUUGCGUCCUUUCACAGUUACAUGUUGGUUAUAGUUUUCUCCUUGUAUGUGUUAAACAAGGUCAAAUGAUCUCCUACUCUAAGGUUAUGAUUUCUUUGUAGUAACAACAGAAAUAAAAGAACCCUAUAAUGGAUUUUGCUGGACAUUAGGAAAUUAACGUGGCAUCAUACCAUCAUUAUCAUUAAAACUAAAUCAAACAAGUGCGCAUGCAGGGCUCUACACUAACUUCUCCUAACUGGUAGCACUGAUGCUGCUAACUUUCUCUGUUGGGGUUGUUACAGCAUGACCAUGCAUCCUGAUGAAUAGUUGUCUUCAUUGACAUAAAGUUUCAAUUGGAAACUGUGUUGACCGGGUUACAAAUUUAGACUUGCCUGCAGCAGACAGGCCGCACUGUUGACAAUGGACACACAGCAUAGCUUUCCCCUCCUACCGCAACCAUGGGUACUGUGUUAGCCAUCUUGGUAAUCUGGGUUCCGUUACCUGCUGCUCGCCGGUGUUAGUUGGGUAAAUCCGGUGCUGCUGCUGUGUCCAUGGCCAUGAGGAUGCGAAGUCGACCCGUAUUCAUGCACGUGAAAAUAGUUUCAAAUUAAAUGACCUCAGACCUUCUUAUUUAUUGACAAUAGGGAUGCUCCCAGCGGUUAAUUUCACUGACGUUUAAACAACCAUUUUGAAACUGAAUAUUCGAAUACACGAAAAUUAAUUAACUCCCAGAAAAUAGCCCAAAUUGAGCACAUGCCGAUCUAUAUGGCUAGAUAUCAUCUGAAAUAAAUAUUAAGAGUACAUGACAGCCAUGCUUAUAAUAUUAAAACAUGUUACAGAAUCUUAUUUUAGCGCUGGGGAAUGACAUACAGUACGUGACAGAUCAAAGCAAUUAAGCUCCGCUCUGCUGCGCUCAAGCCAAGCAGCCUGCUGCAUCAUCGGCCUGCCUCACACCAUAAGCACAAAAUGAAGAGUCUUAUCUAAAUCAAAAUACUCCCAAACUUUGCUCUUUUUUCUCACCGACAUCGCUCUGGCUGAUCGCAUGUGUUGAUUCACUCUGACUAAGUUAACCUGUCUGUAAAACCCUUUGUGUUUUAAAACCACAUGAGUAGACAGAAAAUAUCCUGUUGCGAUGAAUUUCAGCUUUGGCUACUGUGGAAAUGGCUGUUGGUUAGCUUUACAGUCAGUAAUGCACUGCUUCCUUUCAACUAUACCACUGUUACUAAGUCUUUAGCUAGUGAUUCAAAUAUCCAGAAGGAAACAAAGGGGUCCCUGAACGACACUGCAGCACUAUUUUACAUUGAAGUUUUGUUCUUCUCUUGAAUUUGCUUUGACACUUUCAGAAUAAUUUCUUCACUUACUGUAAGCAGAGCUGACCUAUUUAUUUUUCAUGUCCUUCCAGCAGUAAAAUCAAACUAAUUCAUUUUACACUUCAAAAAAACAGUGUACAUGGUAGGGACACCAUGCUCUGAUGCAUGUUCAGAUUUUUCAUCACAACCAAAACCAGAAAUGAUUUUGACAGCAAUAACCAGCUGCUGUUGAUGUGACUUGGUGUUGUGAAACGGUUUUUUUUAUGUCAAAGCAGGUUUGUAUGUUUGUUAAAUUUUGUUGUACCUUUGAGGGGUUGUGCAUUUGAUCUGGAUUUGUUUGAUACUUAAGGUAGACAUGAAGAAAUUUCAGACAGUCAAAUUGUUCCCUUCAGGACUGUAUGGUUCACAUAUGCCAGAGCUGUAGUUUGUUUGAAAUCAAAAAAAGUAAGGGGAGAAGAGUAAUGUGAGAGAUGACUUGGUGGAGGGACAGGGAGCGAGAGAGGUUUUGCUGUUCAUUUUGUGUGUUAUGUCCCUCCCCCUUGGACUUGUCUCCAAAAUGGCCUCUGUUCUAGUGGAAGUGAAAAGACUUUGUUGAGCCUGCUGGUAAUUUGAGCCCGGUAUUCAUGGCCAGAGGAACGAACAAGGGAAGGAGAGAGGUGGGGGAGGAGGAGGGAGUGAGGUAAAGAAAGGCUUUCCUUCUUCGUAUGGAAUUUACCUCCCUAGUUCACUGUCUGGCUCUUUUGGAAGAAGCCCAAAUAGUGACUCCCUUUGUGAGUCAGGUAGAACCGAGCUGGCUAUUUUUGUGAGGCAGCAAUCAUCCACAGGGAUAAUAAACCACCAGUGGUUUUUGAAAAGGCUUUAGUUGGGGCACCUUGGAAUCCACUACAUAUCAUCAUGUCCAAAUAUGUUAUAAAGUCUUUUUAACCCUUUGUGGCCUGUUCAUGGUUUUCCUCUGGAUGCAGGAAACGGUUUUCUAAUAACCUACAUCUACCACUCAGCCUCUGUUUCUGUUCACCUUCGUGUCCUUUCUCAUCAAGGCUAUUUGAGUUCUCCUGUUGUAAUCAACAGCUAGCUGACAUUUCUUUUGCUACAUACCUACUAGUGUGUGUCUGCGUGUGUGUGUCUGAGUGUGUGUGUGUGUGUCCAGCUGGAUGGGACUGACAUUCUCCAUUUGAUAGUGAGCACAGCUGAGCUGACCUUGACAUUAUUGGAAGUCCCAAGCCUGGCUGUGGUUGCCUCGGUGCUGGAGUGUGAGGGCAACAGUGGCUGUAGCCAGGGGACCACUACAGAAAUGUCAUGAAUCCUGUUGUUGCGGCUCUGAACUUGUAAAACAGCCUUUGUUUGUAUGUCAUUUUCUGUAUUUUGUCGUUGUUGUGUAGGAGGGACUUUGCUUAAAUGUACUUGAUUCUCUAAACUAAAAUGAUGGGACUUUUUCUGUAACUGUGUCACACAGCUAAAAUUGAUUUUCACUAAUGUGUUAAAGCCUCUCAAAAUGUAAACUUUUGAGAGUCGGACAAAUUACCCUUAUAUCACAAUUUAUUGCACAACUCAUAAUAGAAGUCACACAUAAAACAUUGUCUGUUUUUGGGGGGCUACCAGUGUGAAAAAGAUUGGAACUGUUUUCCUGUGUCAGCAAUGUGCAGAUUCUAUGAAGAUGUGUAGCUCUUCCGAGCAGCCUCCAUCUUUUUUCUACUCUAUUAGCGACCAUGCUAAUGGUAGUUGAGUGCAGCCUGUAGUACAGAUUGUCAAACCACCCGGGACCAAUUCACUGAUGCCAACUUCUAUUGUCGCUCUUCUCAAAUUUGAAUUCAAGUUCGCACCCCACAAGGUCUUCUCUCUUCAUGGCCUCCGAGUAUGUAUGACCUAAUGAAGGAGAAAAGUGUUAAAAAGUGGUGUCUCCAGAACAGCCCGCCUCAUCAUGUAGCUAUCUACUCUACAUUUAAAUGGGCACUUGCUUACUCAAGUACCAUCCUCUGGGUUAAUUUCAAAACACAAUCCUACACGCCCUGCUGCAUAGGAUGCAGCAUAUGCCUGAAAUGAUAAAAAGCAUUAAAGCAGGGGUCGGCAAGUAGGUUUGACCUCGGGCCAAAGUUUGUCAGAACUGUAACAUGGAGAGCCAGAAUAUUUGACUGCGCCAUCUUGUGUUGGGAGAAAAAUUGAUUUUCACGAAUGUGAAACACUUGUUUGUGGGGGAGCCCUGACGAGUCGAUCACCGAGUGCAGCAGAGUUUCGCAGCUCAAGGAAGAACAUUUAUGAUUAUCACUUCAUGGUAAUGCAAUCAGACCAAGAUGCCAAGGCAGAGGACCUGCCGGGCCUGCAGUGCAAAAUGAUUAUUAUGAUGAUUAUUACUUCAUGGGAGCGAUCUGCUACACUCUGUGAUCGACUCAUCAGGGCUCACCCACAAACAAGCGGCUGCUGGAGGAGAGUGGGUGAGUUGUGUUUAGUCUCUUUGCUUAAGAAAUGAGGCAAAGCUAAAAAGAUGUUUGAUGGCUAGUACUAUGGCUGGGACCCUUUAUGUACUGUUGAUGAUGUUAGGUGCUGUUCUGAGCAUUAUUUGUGGCUAUAGAGUGGCUUUUUGGUUGAGAUUUGCACAUGGAGAUGUAGAUGCUGUGUAUUGCUAUUGUGCGACUGUAUCUGUUCAAUUCAAUAUCAAUAUCUGGUAUCUGUUGUAUUCUUAAGAGGCUUGUAUAUAUAUUAAGAAGUGAGCAUUUGUCAAAUUUGGUACAAUAAUCAAACUCUUAAAUUGAAAUUCAAAGGUAAAACAUUGCUGCAGGAGUUUUCUCCCCCGCCUUGAUUGGUGAUGUGAGAAAACUGGCUGGCAGAAAAAGGGUUUUUAUCUGUGAAUCUUGUACAGCUGUGAUUUCAUCGGUUACAUAUUCUCCAAAGUCUUCUCCUGAGCAUGUGAAUGGAGCACAGUGGGUCCUGCUCGCUCCUCUCUGCCUCUGCAGCUGACUGAGUAAGCAGGAAAAAAGGGAGUGAGAGCAGAGGAGUGUGGGUCAGUGUUUCAGCAGUCACAUGAUAAGAGGGUUGGGCCUGAUGUUGGAUGACUCACCCCUUCAGGCGUCUGGAAGGAAGGCGCCUCCUGCUGGUUCCAUGGGUCGGUGCAUGGUAAAGUUGAACUGUGAAGCUCCCGGUUGUUUUUCUGCUCUGUGAAAAGACCCCUCCCCUCUAGGCUUGAACCCGCUGCAUGGAAGAGAGAAAGGCAUAUCACAUCAUGUACAUAUCAAGUUAUAUUUUUAGACACAGAUGAGAGCUCUCCAGUGUUUCUCACGUUAAAACCUCUGUGGUCAACAUGAGUCAGCAAAUCUUCCUGCAUUAUUAGGCCUGUUAGACGGAUGUUUCCCCAUGUUGUGUUUAAUAGAGCCAUUGCAACACCAGUGUUGGGCUUGCAUUUUUGUUUUCUGUAUCUUUUUCAUUUGACUGUUAUCUUUCCCCUUUUACUUGAAAUCUUUUUUAAUCCACACUUGACUCGUUGUCAUUUUGUAAUAUUUACCAAAGAAGCAAAUGCGUCACACCCUAUUGUUGAGCACUUUUAGCUCAAUUUCUAAGUGAAGGUUGCGCUGAAAUACAACAAACAGGAGGUAUUUUUAUUUCUGGAUGGAUAACGUGCCUUUAACCCUGCCCAUCAUGAGAUGUGAUGCAAAUACAAAUGCCACUGAUGACACUGGCUGCAACAGCUCAAUAUGUCAAGGUAUGUACAGUAGCAGCUUGGCCGGUAAAGUUACAGGACUGAUGUAACACCCACUAAAACACACACUUGACCGCUCAGCAAGAUGUCAAAGAUCCCCCAGGGAGGUAGAGACUACAGCAGAACAGAUCCUUGUGUGGAAGCUUAAUGUAUAUUUAAGAUACUUGACUGCAAACUAAUCGGCAACAUCAAUAUCAUGUGAUAUUGAUAUCAGGGGUGUAAUGUCUCACAACACAAGACAUCAAACACUGCACAGUCCGUAAUCCUCGGUUAUGUCUGUUUUGCGGACAUUUGUCAUUUUUAUCAUUUUUAUUUUGAGCUGACACUCACAAAUUUUAAAGAUUGAGGCAGCAAAUUUGGUGAGUUCUUAUUGCCCGUAGAACUCCAUCAAUGCAUUAUAGCGCCAUCCAGCCUACUUUGUCCGCUAAAUGGACAAUAGACUUCCAUUAAAAACACGUUUUUUUUGACCGUGUAUCUAUGGCACCAUAACAACAUAUUGCAAACUUUUUGUUGCAGUCACGCGAUCACCAGGGCUCUAAAUUUUACUUUCUGACAGUGAUUCAACAGAUUGUGCCAGCGUGUAACUUUAUCCCCUACAGUGCCGCGCAAGUAAGUUUCCAUUUAUGGACUGAGAGUGUGUGAAGCGUUAUUUCAUCCACUCAACAUCAUCAGAUUUAAAUGAGACUUUACGUGCCACUAAAUAUGGAGGUCUAAGAGUGGGCUACAUGUGUGAAGGAAGUUUGUAUGCACCUAUGUGUCUGCAGGGGUGUAAAUCUGCAUCCAUGUUUAUAGCGUAGCAUGCCAUAAGCGGGGUUUUUUUUACAGUUGAAAAUGAAAAAAAAAAGUUUAAAAUUGAUUAUUUACAAGUUGUUUUUAAGUGUUCAUCACUUAUCUGCAUGUCCGUUUUGGGGACAAAGUAGACUGGAUGGAGCUAACAUACAGAAAUUGGCACCAUAAAAAUGUAAAUGCACCAAAGUUGGUUUUACUGCUCAUUACUGACAUGGCCCAGACUCUAUUUAAAAAAAAAUUCAUCUAGGUCAUUUUAUAUGGGAAAUAUGGCGAUUUUGUGUUUUUUACCAAUAAAAAUAACACUGACAUGGUGCACAAUAAUGAGCAUAAAAAGGGUGUAACAUCAAAUUUUUUAUUUAUUAUUUUUCUAAUGGUCAGUGCUGAAGUUGUUUAAGAGACAUGAGUCAAAAAAAAAAAUAAAUGAUAAUUUUAUGAACAAUUAUCUGCAUGUCUGUUUUGGAGACAAAGUAAGCUGGAUGGAGGCUAAAACCAACAGGAACCAGAGGAUGCUGUGAUGUCCUAAAUGUUUUGUGAGGUUGGAAGUGCAACCUGUCUUGCAGCUUAUUAGCUUCCCACAUAUGUUGCAUUUUUCCUGUUCAUCGCUUCUCUUCUUCUCACAAAAGAAGUUACACCCUGGACCGCUUUCCCCGGUCCAUUUUCCAUCGCUAGUUCUUGCCUUUGCUAGCCGCUGCUAGCUCCUCUGUCACCUGACACGUGACAUAGUGGACACGCUACUGACAGGUCCUGGCAGAUAUCUAAAAUCUGUAAGCAGCCGCUGUGUAAAUGAGUACAUCCAGGAACUGACAAGCAGAACUGAAGUUAUUAUCUUUUAUAUGGGCAUCUGGUACCCGCUAAAUUUAAUUUGGUUCCCACUUGACACCAAAUUUCAGUACCCAACCCUCGUUCAACGACUCUGUGUUGGCCAGGUUUUUACCUCACUCCACAUAACUAGUUUGAGACUGCCGCAGGAGCAGGAGCAACCUUUGGAAUCAAACAACAAAUUGAAACUAGAGGUAGACUGAUAUUGGUUUUUAGCGCUAUUGGUGCUGAUUAUGUGUAGAUGAUGAGAUUGAUAAUAGAUGUUCUACUCUAAACUUAAAUGUUUGUAAAGUUAACCAGUCAAAUAUACUAACCAAUCAGAUGGUAUUGUGGGCGGAACAUUGGGUGAGGCAACGUGGCGCAAGAAAUCAGACCCAUCGAGGUAAAGACAAAGCAGCUGAGCAAAAGUAGGACACUUGUAAUAAACAGAUUUUAUUAGCCUCCUGUUAAAAAGAAAAUAAAAACAAAAAAGGGUUCUUUAUUAGUACCAAAAGGGGAAAUUUGUUGUGUAGACAGGUGUACAGCUCCCAAAAAACAACAACAACAAAGCAGCAAAUAUGAUUCAGAACUAGGACACAUUAAGAACUCCAUAAAACACACAAACAAAAGACGCUGAAACAACCCACUGCUGUUUGCUGCAAAUGUACGCCCCCAGGCCAUGGUGAAUAAAGAUUCUGGUCUUAAUGCCAAAAAUAGGCCCUGAUAAUUGGUUAUGGCUGAAAUCUAAAAUCUAAUCUUCUCAGAAAAACCAGGCAGGGACAUAAAUCAGCUGACUAACUUGGAUGACAGAAAACCAUGUUUGACUUUUAUUGAAUUAUUGAAUUUUUAUUGAAUCUUAAAGUUUGACUUUCAUUUGUCUAAUCUUAUGUGUGGCUUUCAGGCAUGUGCUGAUAUGAAAAAUUUGAUAUCACGAUAAUGGUGGCCCAAAAUAUCACGAUUCACGAUAUUAGCGCAUUGCUUUUAACGUUAUUAAAAAUGGCAAAAAACUGCGAAAUCACUUCUCUGUGCACAGCAUGACACGCACAAACAAUAUGAGCAAGAGGCAGCUAACGCGACGUUGGGAGCAUUAGCUUUUAGAGCUAAAGUUAGCAGAAACGUCACUAACGUUGUCAAUUAUAAGCAGUAGAGUAGACCAAACUUGUUGCAGUCUUGUUGUUUUUACCUUGAUUUGGGCGAACGGUGCUGGAUGGUGUUCACAGAGGUGGGCACGUAGGUUUGUAGUGUUAGACAACGGCGUUGGUUACAGUGAUUGGUUACAGUAGUCUGUCUAUCAAGGAAAGUACUCCCGCCCACUUUUAGGGCUCCCAAUUGGCCGAAGUCCAGACUGUUGUGGGAAGGAACGGCAAGUGAUUCACGCAACUGGAUGGCCCAGCCAGGCUAGUGAAAGUCUAGUUCUUUAAUUGUUGUUAAAUUGUUAAUGGAAAUGAUUCGUCCUGUUGGAAAGUCUGCUCUUCAUGUUCAUCAUGUUCCUUAUUUACUGCUGUUGAACGUGUCGACUUGUUUUGGUGGUGAUCCUUUUCUUUCCCCGGGACAUUUGCUUGUUGUCCGUCUUUUAUUGUACUGAACUCUGCUGCAGAUCAUACAGCACUUGGACAUCAUCAUGUGAAUGCAUCAUCACUUCAAGUACAUUCCUGGUGGUUUUCUACACUGAUCUCACUGGUAUUGUGCUGCCAGGCUGAUUUGUAUGCUUUGCUGGUUCGCCAUUGUUUAUUACACCUCUCCUCUUCCUGCUACUAUUUAAAAAUAUCUGCCUGUAAAAUGGUCAAGGUUUUUUCUGUCACAAACAAAGCGAGCUAUAAAACGUGACACCAAAUACAAAUGUCUUUUUGUCACGUGUGUACAGAGAAAAGGUUUGGUUUUAAUUUUCCAGGCAAAAUGCUUUACCUUUUCCAAAGUGUCACCUGAUAAGAUAGAUCAGAUAAUAUUUAAUACAAUCAGUUAUUUACUCUAAAAAAGAACACGUGUUUGAUGGCAUACGGGAUAAAAGCUAUCACAGACAUUAAUCCAAAAUAUUCAAAGUGCAGUUCUUGCAGGGAAGAGCAUUUUCUUUUCUUUUUUCGUCACAUGACAUGAUCUGCUGAGUCAUGCAGCAGGCUGUUUGUUGCCUGUAUCCUGCUUGUGUCUGUGUGGAUGUCUGAUGGUCUAUCUGCUUUCCCUUUCUCCUCAGGUCCCCCAUGACCGUCAGCCGUAAGCUACGGCUCGGCGGCACCCCACCUCUAAAGUGGUCUGCCGCUGUAGUUGGGACCCUGUGAUUCCUCUCGUCACCGCCUCUCUUUCCCCUCCCCCAUCCCAUCCUGUCCCUCCCCUCUCCCUCCCCCCCCUCCCCCUUCUCCCCCCUCUUCCCCACUCCCUCGCGUCGCUGUGCUGGACGUCAUGAGCAUAGUAAUCGCGCUGGGAGUCACCACACCUGAAACGUCUUACUCAGAUAUGGCUGCUGGAUCAGAGUAAGUACCCAUAACCAGGAAAUAAGGUUCAAACGCUUGUUCCCUUCUUAACUUAACUUCACCCACACUUCAAAAAAAAAAGAAAAAAAUCCUCAACAAGGAAUAUAGUUACGUCCUUAGGGAGCCAAUUACAUUCCAACCAGCUUGUUGAUAAGUGCAGGUGAGUCAAUAUGACUUGAAGAAAACAAGUGUCACAGGCUGUAAGCAGACUUCCCGAUAAACCUGAUUAUCCACCUGCAGGAAGAGAAAACAACGAGGAGUGCAGAAGUACGUCACAGCAAUGGCUCGACGAUUGGCCUAGUUCUCAUUCAUGAUUGUGCAUAAUCACUAUUUUGUAAGUAAAACAAAAGCUAAAAGGAUAGUAAGUCGAAAUAAGAUAGAGAUAAAAGAGAAAAGAGAGAAAAAGAGAGAAGUUUUUAACAGCAAACCUGCCAACUUUGGACUUUUAAAGGGGCCCUCAACAACAAAACAUUUUUAUGCCAUGAUUUUAUUUUACAUAAACGUCCAACUAGUAACCAACUGUGAAACUACCUUAGUAAUCACAGACUAGGCAUGUGCCGAUAUGAAAAAUUUGAUAUCACGAUAUUGGUGGCCCAAAAUAUCAUGAUUCACGAUAUUAGCGCAUUGCUUUUAACGUUAUUAAAAAUGGCAAAAAACUGCAAAAUCACUUCUGUGCCAACCGCCAACCUUCCAGUUGUUGAACGGCCCUCCUAAACUACUGCCACCCCACUCAUUAUUCUUGAAUUUACUUCUUGUUUGAGUGUUUACUGAGCAGACCGUAAUAAAACAUCAACUAGGCAUGUGCUGAUAUGAAAAAUUUGAUAUCACGAUAUUGGUGGCCCAAAAUGGCACAACCUUCAAGCCUUGCUUUUGAACGUUAUUAGAGAGGAAAAACAAAAGACAUGAGUGUAAGUAAAACCAUUAGAGUAGGCACCGUCUGACCAAUGAGACUGUCGAGUUUUUGUUUGUUCUAGUGAGUUUACGUCUGGUUUCUCAUUUGUAGAUAAUACAGAGGAAUUGUUCAACAAUGUUAAUGUUAUUAUCUGACUGUUCUGUGGACUUUGAUCCAGUGACGUUUCCUCAUUCCUCAGAUUUACGAUAUCAGGUUGGUGGAGGAAAAAUGUUGAAAUCAUUAGCCAAAAGCAAUCAAUGGCUAACCUGCACGUACACAGGGUCAUUAUUUCCUUUCCCUCAGUCAUUGGUUUUUGAGGAGGACCAUGACGUAACUUAUCAUUGAUCUCUGCAUAGGACUGAUAGAGAAACCAUAUUAUAACCUCCUCCUCUUUUCAGCCAAUCCAUAUGAUUCUUUCAUGAACUUACCAUGGUGCUGAAGAGUAUCAGGGAUCAGAGAUAAAACUUCAAGGCAAAAAAAAGAAAGUCAGUUUCAAGACAAAUAUUGUAAAAAAUGGAGUCUUGAGAAAAAGAUCAAAAUUCUGUGUCUUGAAAAUAUCCAAGGUUGCUAAGUUUUUACAAGUGCCAGAAAUCUUUCAAAUCUUUGAGAAAGCCAGAGCUUAUGUAAAACUUGAACAAAGUGAAAACCAGAAACAACAGAAGUCAUUUUCCUGCGGGGGGGACAACUCACCCUCAGCUGCCUCAUCAUUAUCAUCUCUGUUUCUUUUUUUUCAUACUGUAAUCACAGCUGACUCACUGUGGAGCAGCCCCCUCUUUAUAUAACAGAGGUGAACUGUUAUCAUGUUUCUACAUCAGGCUCUUUGUGUGCAGAGGAAGGUCCUUAGUAAGAACACUUGCCACUUCUCUGAAAGUAAGCCGUCUUGUGUGACUGAGCUUAUGUGGAAUGCAGUUGGUCUCACCCCCUUCCUCCCUAUUCAAGGCCCCCUUUGGUUUCCACCCAAACUCAGUCAAGAGGAUUUUUGUGUAACACGUGAAAUUACUCUGUCAUGAUACAGAAAAAAAAAGGGAUCUAAAUGCGUGGGUUUUGAUUGUUAGUGUAAAACAGAAGUUUAUUGAAGUAUUAAUAAGGAACAGAGGUGAAGGUUGAAUGCCGGGUUUUUUCUGUGUUUGGCCAGACUUCAGUUAAAGGGCAAGAGGAGUUGCAUAACAUAAUGGCGGCCUGCAUUCCAUUUCCUUAACUGCCGUGCUCACUGCUAUAGAGAGUAACCUCAAGGUUGUGGUGCCAUCUAGUGGCUGUCGAUGGACCACUCCUGCCACUGAUAUUGAUUUAUGAGUGUUGCUGUGCCUUGGCAGGAAUGGUGCCUCUCAAUUUGAAUUGAAUGGAUGAAGUUUUUUUUUAUCCACACUCUUGUUCAGUGACCACAGAGGGCAGAUGUCAUAAAUCCUUGUUUCCCAAAAGUCUGUGUUCUCUUGUCAUUCCGCAGCCCCGAGUCAGUUGAAGCAAGCCCUGCCGUGAAUGAGAAAAACUACAACAACCACAGCUGUGGGAGCGCACAGAGUCAUGGGUAUCGGGGACUACCAUAUGCUGUGAGUUCGACUCCCUCUUUGUUAUCUUAUAUCAUCAGUUCUAAUCAUAGCAUGUCUUACUGUAUGGAAUUAGUUUGACUUUCUUUUUUUCAAAGAGAUGCUGACUAGUUGUAAUGAACCAAUCUUGUCUUGUUUUCUAAUCUUUGAUUAGUUGCUUGUUCUAUGCAUUUAGGCCGGUAAGAGUAAAAUGAAGGAUUGGGUUUGCCUCUAGUUUGAUUGAAAACUAUGUGAAUGUCUAUCCUGCUAUUAGUCUUCUGUAACCACAAUCUACUUCCGUUAUUAACAGCUGUACUGUGUCACAUACCUGUUUUUUGCCCUCAUUUUCAUUCUUCUCCAUUUUCCGUUUCCCUUUUUGCCUGAACACCCGUUGUUUGAAGAUGCAACAGUCUUCCGUUGUGUGUUGUCAGGAUCACAACUAUGGCGCGCCCCCUCCCCCUACCCCACCCGCCUCCCCGCUCUCCCAAACCAUCAUUCCCCGCAUGGAUCUCAACGGUGUGGUACGCGGCUCCCGCUACCACGAAACUACUGAGGACAACUCAGCUGACAGCGACAGUUCCUCAGAUGAGGACGGGGCUGUGGCCAGCUGGUGUCACUGCAGCCUGACGCCAGACGGCCUGCUCAUCAAAUGUGACAACUGCAGGUGAGAGAUGAGAAACCUGCCCGGUCAGGAACGUUCAGCAGGAGUGCUGCUGGUCUGAAAAAAAAACAAAACUGGGAAAGACAAACGAGUGCUACAAUACAAGAUCAAGAAGAUUACAACUCUUGACCCACUUUUUCUUGAUCACAUUUGAUGCAUACUGUCUGUUCUUGCUUAUAAAUAUGGGGUCAAAUGAUUGACAUAUAAUAAAAAAUGAAAAUAGAUGUAGCUAUAAAUCUAAAAAAGACAGUUGGAAUAAGUUUUCUUGUCUUUUUUUUCUGCAGGGGACUCAACAGAAGGAAAGGAACAGAUGGACAACACCGGAAAACAGAAAACGUGUCAGGUACGUGGUCUUCUGUGUUUAUUUUUACAUCCAUAAAAUGACAUGAAAUCGCCACAUCUAUAUAUCAGACUAUGAUUGCAUUCACCGUUAGCUGGAGAGAGCAGCGCCACAGAGAGCGGUGAUGAAGAAGUGUCUCCAUCCACCAUCUCCUACACCGCCACGCAGCAUACGCCAACCAGCAUCAAACUUACUGUCAACCGGGUGAAAAGGAGCAAAUCCAAAAAGAGGAAGAAGAGCACUGAGAAGGCCAGGGGCACGCCGAAGGGCAAGAAGGUCAAGGUAGUUAAAUUGCAACCUAAUGAAUACAUGUGAUUUCCUUAAAGCUCUGUUGAUUCGUAGCUACGAGAAGAGCUUGAAACAUGGUAACUUUCUCAUUUAUUUUUUAUUUUUUCCACUUCUCGUAAAGGCUUUCAGAGAGGGUUCAAGAAAGUCCAUGAGGAUGAAGGUAAUGUUUGAGCUGAUUAGACUGUGUGAACAUUUGAAUGAAGAUGAGAUAUCAACCUUAUACUUCCCUGUUUUACUUUUGCUCAGAACUCAACAACAGAGGCCAGUGUGUUGGACGAGAACACCACAGAAGGAUGGGAGAGCAGGAUCCGCCAGUGGACGGAUCAGUAUGAAGAGGCUCUGGCCAACCAGUAUAGCGCCGACGUCCAGACACUGCUCCAGUUUCACCGUACUGCCAGCACCACUGUCUCCAAGACUGAGAGUGGUGCCACACCGCCUCCCUCUGACACACAGAUCCAUGCCUCUGUGGACACCAUGGACACCAUAAACCGCACUGAGCUGGCCUGUAACAACACAGUACUGGGCUCACAGAUGCAGGUCAGUCUCAAAGGUGGAACCAAACAUUCAUUUAGCAUUUCACAAAAGAAGUUAUACGUAUACGAGUCUAGUAACAUACAAUGACUAAGCUUUUGAUACGAGAAAAAGAAGAGAGAAGAAGAAAGUUAGCUUUCCUUGGAUAGGACUGUGGAGAGAGACAGGAAACGUAAACGGGGGUGACAUGCAGCAAAUGGUCUAGGCCAGGACUUGAAACCCUGACCAUCGUAAGGGCUAUAGCCUUCAUACGUGGGGCCGCUAACCCGCCAGGCUAUCUGUGUGGAAACAAUACAGUAUCUAAAUGUCAGCUCUGCUUUGACUCAUAUAAGAGUUUAAAUGACUAAUACCAUAUUUAUUAUAAGAGGGCCAGCACUUUUCAGGACUAACUAUUAAAAACUCUUUAAAGAUCAAAGAGAGUUUAUAUGAAGAAAUAAAAAAGAUAAAAUUAGGAUGUUAUUUUUGUGCUUUUAUGUCUUGUAGCUUUAAGUUACAUAUUUAAAUGGACUGAAAUAUAAUCACAUGUCCAAGUAAAGCACCUCAGGUUUUUGGUUUUGAAAUGACCUGUAGUCUAUCAGAUCAUUCUGGUGAUGGUACAAACCUUUUGAUACGUGCGUCAAUGUCAACCAGCUUACUUAAACACAAGAUUUACUAGCCGGCCUCUGCCUCAAUCGCUUUGUUUGUGUUGAGUAACUUUGGGGUCAAAAUGGGUUCAUAGUUAUUGUGUAACACACAAAAACGCCACAGCUAUAACUAGCUAUUGGGUGAGGAACAGUCGAGAGAGUCCUGUCUUCUGCAUGUGAAAUUGGUUUUGUUUAAAGUUUGGUGGCUGGAAAGAAAGUGAUCAAACAGCUGUUCCUGGGACGGUGGUUAUCUCUUUAUGAAUACUCCUUACAGUAUGACAUCUGCCCAUGUAAGGAUUCACCCAGAUGUAAUUGAUUGUGGCGCUUGCCACGGCAAAAUAGAAGCCAUCACACUCUAAAAAUGAUGUUUUUUUUACAUGGCGACCUUGAACUCAGUAUGUAUCAGUUUAUGCCCCUCCCGCUCUCAGAGUAGAUCACCACCCCACCUUGCUCCAUGUCCUACACCGCCGCACAUUCCCGUUCUGUGGGAAACACUGCCAUGAUAUAUAAGAAAUGAAACUGGAGGGUCUAGAUUUGGGGAAUCUUAAGUUAGCCGUCAGUACCACAUGUUUGAUAUCUUUCUGCAUAUUCAUGCUUAUACUCUAUGGUUGGCUGUUUUUAGCUUCAGUUGGGGCGGGUAACACGGGUGCAAAAACACAGGAAGAUCCUCCGAGCCGCCAAGACCCUGGAACCGGACACCCUCAUCAUUGAAUAUCGGGGGAAGGUCAUGCUCAAACAACAGUUUGAGGUCAACGGGCACUUCUUCAAAAAGUAAGAGAUCUUGAUGUAUGUUUAAUUUAUUCAGUGCUUGAGUCCGACAGCAGGUUACAUACAUUAAUCAUGUGGUGCAGCUUUUGAUACCAUUGUCCUUACCUUUUCCAGACCCUACCCUUUUGUGCUCUUCUACUCAAAGUUUAAUGAUGUAGAGAUGUGCGUCGAUGCAAGGACCUUUGGAAACGAUGCCCGCUUCAUCAGGAGGUCAUGCACACCCAAUGCUGAGGUCAGACACCAGCCUAAUAUCUUGGAGAUUCUUUUGAGUUGAAUCAUUGUUUUUUAAAUGAGGAAACUCAUACAUGUGUUUUUGUCCACAGGUUCGGCAUAUGAUUGCUGAGGGCAUGAUUCAUCUAUGUAUAUAUGCCGUCAGUCAAAUUACAAAGGAUGCAGAGGUCACCAUUGGAUUUGACUACGAGUUCAAUAGUUGGUCAGUACUGUUCAUUAUUUUCCACUUACUCUCAAACCAACCACCUGUACCCAUGUUUGAGUGAAAACACACAUUUGGCUUGUGGCUAUCACAACAUGUUACCGAAUCACUAAUUGUGAUUAUUUAAGACCCAAUCUGAUGAAAAUCGUGUUUUCUUGUUGUCUACAUGUUCAUACAAGCAGUAUCUCUAAAAGAAAUCCGGAAUAUAAGUGUAAUUUACAUUGGCUAACACCUGUAAACACAAGGCUGACAGAGGCAGGAGAGUCACACAACAGCUGCAGUAAAAACUGACAUACUGAUCCCCUCAGUCCUGUAUGUGAAAAAAGUUACACACACAAAACACAAGUACUAAUGCUUAGAGAUGUUGGAAAAAGGGCAAUCUACCCACUGCAUUGUAAUGAGAAUUAAGGAGAACUGGAAAAGGAUAACAAUACUUUACAAAGUGAACGUUACAUCAUUAAUAUUUGGCUAACAGGAGACCGGACCUGGGCUGGUUUGUGGAGAGCUGCAGUGUUUUCUUGCGUUGAGGUGAAUUAGUGUACACUGCAGAUUUACCGCAGUCACCACUUAACAACCACAGCUGGUCCAUCUGCAGUGCCAGUCUCACUGUAUCGCCUGAAUGUACUCACUUCUUUCUGUCUGCUGGUGCUUCACACUGGUGUCAGCUGUGUGCAUAUAGCAACUUUUGUCUCCUGUGAGCCGUUUGCUGUGUGUGAAUGAGUAAAAAUUAACGCGUUCAUUGAGCGCGCUCAUAUUUUCAUGAAUUUCAUGAGUUUACUCCUGAGGCGAUGAACAUCCGCUCACAUUCAGAGAGGUGCUGAGCACUGUGUUUUACAGCAGCAGGAGUUAGAUCUUCGGCACUCUCCAUACAUUCAGCAAGACUGAUCCUGCAGAUAUUACGAACAGUGUUUCCUGAUAAUACAAACUGAUUUUUUUCAGCAGCGGCGCUACUAUUAAAGAUGACUAGUGGUGAAAUCAUUAGUGGUGCAUUGAUAUUAAUGAUUCUGUAAAAUUUCAGCUGUGGAGCACGUUAUUAAGCAGGGGCACAUUGCUGCUGCUGAAUGAAUGUAGGGGACACUCUGAUAGAAACAAUAAGGUUUGCAGUGCAUGUGAGACCAGGGGCUCUGAACAUUUGCUGGAGUUUUACAGGAAUAAGGAAUAAGCAUAGAUGACUACUAGAAAGGAGAACUUGUAGUUUAAAAAUCAAUGUAAACUACUUUGAGCUAGCUUGUUUUUUGUUUUUUUUUGUGAGCUGGCUCAACCAUAGGCUGUUUAUAGUAUAGACAACAUGACUCCACUUCCCAUCAUUGUGCAAAUUUGAAGCCUAAUUGCUCCGGGAAUUUUCCCUAUUUCCUGAAACCAGCCCACUAUUACAAGCAGGGGGGAGAAAAGUUGAUAUGACUUGAUUUUAAUUUUCAGAGUUUGUCCACAGCUCCGUUUAUUUUGCUGGCAGAGGCAGGGUCUAUGACCUAUACUGUAACCAUUUACCAGGGGGUGCUGUUCUCGCGGAGGCUUCACCCAGCGAGGAGGCAGAUGCCGUCUAUUAUAUAUACAUUAUAUAUAUAUGAUACAAUAGUACAUCACUAUAGCAACAGUCCAAACAGUGGACAGCAAGUUUUUAAUGGUCGUUCAGUCUUAAAAUAGCGUGUAACAACGGCUUUGUUAGCUUGUUCAGUGACAUACACGACUGAUUAAACCAGUUCUCUCUCUCUCUCUCUCUCUCUCUCUCUCUCUCUCUUUCACUCUCUCUUUCACUCUCUCUUUCACUCUCACUCACUCACUCACUCACUCACUCACUCACUCACUCUUUCACUCUCUCUUUCACUCUCACUCACUCACUCUCUCUCUCUCUCUCUCUCUCUCUCUCUCUCUCUCUUUCACUCUCACUCACUCACUCACUCACUCACUCACUCACUCACUCACUCACUCACUCACUCACUCACUCUCUCACUCUCUCUCUCUCUCUCUCUCUCUCGUUAUAACCCAACAGUAAUUACAAAGUGGACUGUGCCUGCCACAAGGGCAACCAGAACUGCCCAGUGCAAAAGCACAACCUGAGCCCCAGGGAAAGUUUGCUGAGCCCCGCUUCUCUGCCCCCUCCCACACCUCUGGUUGGUGCUGAAACACGGCGGAGAAAAGCUCGGAGGAGAGAGCUGGAGGGCUGUGUUUCUGGGGACAACAACCCGAACCAGGACCAGAACCAGGAGGCCAAAGAAAUGCAUGGGACCAGUGAUGCAGAGGUGUGUAAACAAAAAUAUAGUCUUUGACAUUUCUCUAUUGAAAUAUUAAUGUGCUGCAUUUCCACCAAGCAUUUAGGUUCAGUUGGAUUUGGUAUACAAUCAUUUGUAUUUACACUGUCAAAAGCUCAGUGGGAAUGUACUAAAAAACACCCAGAAACUGCGCUUGUAGUAAAAAAAACAAAACUCUUCACUCGUCUGCCAUUGCUUAACUGACCUCUCUUCCUGUGUGUUGCUUUUUCUCUCAAUCAGGAGAGACUGCUAGAGGAGGUCAAGGUGGAAGAUGGAGAGGAAGGAGAGGUGGAUGAAAAUGGGGUCGCCAUCUCCAGUAAAAAAGUACAUUUUACAUGUUUUUGUUCUGUGUAACAAUUCAUUCCCAAACACGCCAUAAUAAGCAAUUUUACAAACGGUGAAAUUAUUAUUCCAGGUGUUGUUAAUCUGCUUUUUUUACCCGCAACUUUACUGUAGACAUGUAACAUUCUGGAGAGGAGGCGCAGAAGAGUCGGAGGAGCUGAUGUGAAGGAGGAGGGUGUAGAAACUGAGGACGGGGCAGGAAACCCUAUAGGAAACACCCCCACACCGAGCAAUGCUGGAGUUGGGGUUAGCACGCGCCGCACCACUUAUGUAAUGGUAAGUGAGCAAUGUCAAGUUUGCCUAAAUUAUACCCACGACUCAUCUCCAUCUUCUGAGUCUAUGCGUGUGUUUGUCAUUGAUUUGUCAUUGAUUUGUCAUCAAACACUCUUACAGGACACACCAGCCAUUGACGAAAAGAUCUCCCUGAACAUCCUCACCGCCCCAGCUGCUCCCCCUAAACCUCCAAGACCCACCAAGCCUCGACCCAAAAGCCGCAUCUCUCGCUACCGUUCGAGCUCGUCCCAGCGUGCCCGGCGGCAGCGUCAAGCCCUCGCCCAGCAGGCAGCAGCUGCAGCAAUGGCGGCCGCCCCGUCAUCGGCUGAUCAGGGUGCUGCUCUGGAUGAAGAGGGAUCUCAGGGCCCUAACAGCGCUGACCAGGAGAACAGUCUAGGCAGCCAACUCCUUGAUGGAGACGGUCAGAGUCUGAAUUGCAUCAACAGAGGCAAUUUGCGCUACCCCAAAACUAAGAAGGUUAGAGGAUGCUGGCCAGGAUUUGUGCGUGCUUUUGUAAUCUCAGAGAAUUCAGAGUGAGAAUCAAUGUUUUGUCCUGCUCUUAGUACCUGGUGACGGAGUGGUUGAAUGACAAGAUCCCUGCGGGCGAUAAGUUCCACCAGGAGGUGCCUGUCGAGCGCCCGCUGCGGAUAACCACUGACCCCACAGUGCUGGCCACCACCCUCAACAUGCUGCCAGGCCUCUCCCACGCCUCGCUAAUCUGCACUGCGCCCAGACACUACAUCCGCUUCGGCUCCCCCUUUAACCCCGAGAGACGCCGGCCUCGCCCACUUCAAAUGGACGGCACUUACGGUUGCUUCAAAAAGGUAAGAAAUGCUGAUUUCCACUGCAGAGUCAUGUCGGUUAUGAAGGGCCUAACGUUUCUGUAAUUGGGGUUUUUUGAUAAGGCUCAUUUAAUGUUGGAUUCAGUCUAACUCAAAGUGAUUUAUUGUGACGUUGCUGUUGUCUCGUGCAGAGAUGGUUGAAACAGCUGGAGGAUGAGAGCAGCUCAGCUAGUGUAGAGGACGGCACAGAGUCUACCUCCUCCCAGCAAAGCACCAGUAGCCGAUCCACCCCCAACCCCCUGUCUGCUGGUAUGUACAUCUUCACACCCAUCAAAAUCAGGAUGAUUCAUGUACUGCUGCUGAUUUGAAAACAUGUCUUACAAAGAAACGACUCAUUAUGUACCAAAGGACUAGUGUAAGUGUAAUUGCAAAUAGUCCUACUGGAGGAAGACCAAAGAAGUGUUACUGCUGUCAAUCAUACAACUGUUGAUGCUCGAAUUUCUUCAAACUCUUCUUGAACUGUUGUCUUUUUUUGUUCUUCAAUAACAGAGGUCAAUGCACCUUUUAAGAAGCGCCGCUCUAAGUAUAUGUCAGAAAUGAUAACGGCGCCCCUGGACCACCUGCUUCGCCCGCUGUCACCCAUCACACCACCCCUCCCAGAUGACCCCCUCCACCGGAUGUCCCAAACCCCCUGCGGCUCCCUGCUGCCAAACGGCCUGGUCUACUCACCCAUGCCUUCUCUGCCCGCCAGCCGUUGCAACACGCCGCUGCAGUUUGAAGUAAGAAUCCAUCCAACUGACACCCAGGCUUACAACUAUGAGCGUGGUUACUUACCUCGUACACAUUUUCAUCACCAAUUUCUCAAUCUGAAAAACGUUCAUCCAGUUCCAGAGCCUUCUUGUUUGACAGUAAUCAUCUUUCAGACAUCCAAAGGCUAAGAUAAUCCAGAUCUGGCUCCCAAGCCUUAAACCUUCACUGUAUAUCAGGAUUGGCUGCUGCCAGUUGCCCUCAUUUCCUUUCUAACUUUAGCUGUUCAGUCUAACAAAGGCCAUAAAAGCCAUAAAAAAGCUCUACAUAAGUUCUGAAAACAACUAAAUCCUUCUUCACAUGGGACAGUAUCCACACUUAAAACAGAACAAACUUUGGGCCUGAUUCUCAAAGCCGAUGUGCCACUGUUUAUGUGUCGAUCAACCUUCUAGCACUUGUCAUAAUUAAAUCUGUUUUGGUCCAAAGUCUGAAUUUUGAAUUGCUAGUCUUUAAUGAAUGACAUUUGUUGUGAAUUUACACAUGCAGAUUGUCAAAUAUAGUCUUUAAUGGCCUGCGCUUGUUUUUCUAGAACAUAUCAUCCCCUGAAGCAUCUCCUGUUCAUCGACCAGAGUCCAUCUCUCCUGAGGUAUGUGUAAAACACUCCACACCGACUAUUAAUGCAAAAAAAAAAUCUGUGUAUCAUCUGUUCAAUCGAUUUUCAAAUCAAAACUGAAACUAAAAUAAAAAUGAAAGAAUGACUCGUUUCCUCAAUAUUAGUACCCAAAAUCAAAACGAGAAAAAAAAUGUUUUCUAGUAUCAGGGGAUGUGGGCGUUUCUUCCCAUUCGAAUAUUUUCGCUUGCCGCAAGGGGACACGAGUUGGACCGUCACUAGACUUGGAGUAGAACAAAGAAGAAGAAAAUAUGGAUGCGUACGUGCUCUUCUUCAGCCCACUAAGAGAGCAACGUUAAAGUAAUUGUUUUUCUUCAGCCACACAUCAAGAGCUCAUCACCAGAUAACGCCUUCAUCCCUGGAGUUUGGAAAAUGUCCCCUCCCGGUUCACGCAACUUGAGGCAAACGAAUACAUCCGAAUGGGAUGAAGAGCCCGAAUCUCCUGUCAUAUCCAAUUUUUCUAUUUGUGCACAACAUCAUAUAUCCGAUAAACAAGUCAUUUUGUAGUUUUUUGUAGUUCACUUUUUUAGUUUUGCUCUUGUUUUGAAAAACGAAUGAACAAAUGAUUCACAGAUUCAAACAUGUGAAUGCUAUCAACCUUUUGUUCAGAUUUGUCUUGUUAAUGUCAUCCGCUCCUCCUGUCCUUCAACUCCUCUCUGCUUUUUUUUCUUGCAGCCAUGUCUGCAGACAGACUUCGAAGUCCCUCGGCCUCAGUUCCCGGACCUGUCCCUUCCCUGCAGCCUGGAAAGCCCCAUGGCCAUGACCAUAGAUGACUUUUCUCUUCCCGGAGGCCCUUCAGGCCACGAUUCCCAGGGCACACCUUCUAUAGGAGCAAGUUCCCUGAACCCAGUGUCCUGCCCCUCCUCAGAACUACCCCCUCAAAACAGGGAGCAGGCCUUCAGGACAGAAUUCAACCUCAUAUACACCUGCUCGCCCCUCAAUGCAAACCUGGGGAACCCUGUCACCACAGACCGCCACCUCUCCCAGUCAGAAGGAGGCUUCUCACCGGCAGAGUCAUUCCACAGUUCCAUCAGUGGCCAGGGACUGCUGGGAGAUAUGGGCCAGGGCUCUAUGUCUCCCUAUGGCGAACCCCAUUAUGGAGGAGGCUACCCAGAUAGCGGCACGCCUCCUCACACCAGCAACCCACCACAAAAGAAGAAGGCAAGUAAUGAUCUAACCAUCUUAACUCAAGUGUUUCUGGUCGAUUUGUUCAGUUCUUGAUUUUGAAGCCAUGUGCUUUGUGCAAAACUGAAAGCCAAACCUCAUGAUGUGCUUCACUCCUUGCUCUGUCUUUGACCUUGUCAUAAAAAUAGUAGUCGGGGCCCAAAUCCAAAAGCAGCAAGCAUUUACAAGACAUAUUUAACCAUUUACUGUGAAUAACUGAAUGAUUUCCACUCUGUAGCUUUGACCCCUCCUCCUCCUCCUCCUCCUCCUCCUUCUUCCCUCUCCUCUCCUCCUUUUCCUCAUUCGUUGCUCUUUCAAACUUUUUGCCAAGUCUCUCUUCCACUUUUCUUCCAAGGCAGAGGGCCAACCAGCAUACCAUUAGUCUGCUGACAGGGAAGCCAGAUUACCAGGCUAUAGCAGUAAGAAGUGAAUACAAGCCAGUACAAAAUAUGGUGAAUAUUCUCCCUACAACUGCAUCUUUAGAAGUGUGCAUGUCAAUAUUGUUUCUUUGCAUCUGCAUACAACACCCACGUCAUGCUCCGACAGCUCCGCCCACAAACCUACAUCAAACUUUGACACAGCAGUGAUCUUUCCGCCAUCUCAGUCAAGUUCAUUGGAGAGUGUCGAGGUUCAUCCAUUGCCUUGAGCAACACGAGGCCAAUGGUUCAUGAAUUUGUCAUGAUGGUGUUGAGAUGAAGCCUUUUGUCUUUGCUCCAUCUCAUCCAUGGCUCCCUCCAAACUGUGAUCAUCCACGUCCUCUGUGACCAGGUCGUGUCGUUUCACCCUCGUCAUCAACAAGACAGUGAAGGGCACAAGAUCAGGACCCAGAGAGUAGAUCAUGGGGCACAGGGAGCAUUUGGGAUCACAAACGGGUGGAUUUGAAUCUAUUUAUAAAGCACAUUUAAAAACAACAAUGUGCUGUAGAGUAAGAUUAAAAACACAAUUAAAAAGAGCCAGACAAUUAACAUGAACAAUAAAACAAGACACAGGAACACAUUAAAAACAGGGGGACAUAGAUGGUUCAGUAAAAACAUGAUUAAAAGGCCAAGUUCUCAGGAGCUAAAAGCCAGGGAGUAAAAGUGCAUUUUCAAGUUUGAUUUAAAAACAGGCAGUGAGGGGGACAGUCGGACAUGAAGGGAAAGAGCAUUUGAGAGCUUAGGCGCAGCAACGGAAAAAGUCCGAUCACCCCUGAACUUUAAUCUUGACCUAGGGACAGUCAGAAGGCACUGGUCAGAGGAUCUGAGAGUCCGAGAUGAAAUAUGGGGUUUCUUACAAUGUGGCCAACCUGAGCCACGGCAUGAAUAUGGCAUUCGUUUCCAUGUUGAAGUAAAAAUCUGGGGCAGAAAAUGUAAGCUUAGAACUUGAUUCAGUAAGGUUCCACUUUCAAUCCUCCUGUCAACGUUUCCUGGUAAAAGUCCGACAGGAUUGACAGAUGUUAACACUUUGAAAAACAUUAAAAGCCUUUAUUUAAAUAGUAGUGAAAACAAAAACAUAAACAUAAAUGCUACAUAAAUGCUAAAAUAAAAAAAAAAUCACAUUUCAUAGAAAAUACAUGAGCCCAUGCAGUUAUUUCCACUACAGAGUUAUGCCUGUUAUGAGCAUUUGUAACAGCUUCCCAACUUUUGUGCAAAGUGUUUCUUUAUGUAUUUACGGUUUUAACUAACUUAAACUAGGUCUGCGAAUGAUAUAUAUCUAGUGGGUUACCUUCUUGCCUGCCUUCCUUCCUCUGUCCACCGCCAGGCCACCGUAGGUUCCCCUUUCCUGCAGGAGCACUCUCAAGUUCCCACACGCACCAGUGUAAACAAACAUGGCGUUUGCAAGAGAAGUUGAUAAUUUUAAUGGCUCAAUAGGGCAAGAGCAAGUCAGUCGUGUGGAAUUGGUACGACUUCGCAGUUUCGGGCGAAGAGCAAACUGCUCCCUGCUGCAAAGUCUGUCUGAAGGCGGUAUUAACCUGUCCGCACGGAAACAAAUUCAGGAGUAAAUGCAGAAGUCUUUUUUGGGUGUCUGUAGACUGUACUUUUUGAAAACGGGCACAGACAACUACCAUUUCAUCUCCGUGUGGAUGCCUCUCUGCAUCUCUCUUGAAACGAUCAUGCGCAGCCCUAGUACGCAGCAAGUUAGAGUGGAGAGGAAACCCUUCUUUGUAGGGACUCUGGUUGGACAUACACACAUGGAAGCACUAGAGACUUCAGUGUUAAUUAGUAGUGAUGUCACUCACAACCCUGACACACUCACCGUGACAGCACAGCGACCUCUGCAGGCAGGCUUCUGUAAAUGUCAUAUCAAGGCAAAGAUUUCUCCACGCAGGACUCGUGUUCAUGUCAGGAUCUGACUGUGUGGUCAUCAUCCUGCUCCCCCUGCCUCUCUUCCAUAUCCUCCAUAUAUUCUGCAUCAUGUCAGCAAGGAACAGUGCUGUCAUUCUCAUUGUUUAUACUGGAGGUUUGUGUGUCUCUUCUGUUUUGAAUGUGUGUAAGCUUGAUCUCUGUGGGUAUUUGUGUUUUCGUCAUCGUUUUAAGCGUGGUUGCAUCAUUGCGUGGUGCAUUUUCAAGUUGCCUGCUUUGUCGUCAAAGCUUCAGCUUCUUCUCUUACUAACACUCGGAGAACCCAUGCAGCUCUCUAUUUUGUGCUGGACCUGAGCUACAUGUAAACUCAUGGAAUGGAACAUAAACAGGGUUGCACAUCGCCCUUUUUCAUGUCAGAGGUUAUCUCCAUGGUGAUGAAGGUUUGUUGUAUUUAUAGUUUGUGUAAUCACAGUUUCCAGGUGAGUUGUGCAUGUGGUCUGGUCAGUGCAGUUUUUGGUGGAUCAUGUGAUUCAAUCAGCAGCUCAGUAUCAGUGUGACUGGCGCAUAGUUCAAAACCCUCACAGCAGAUCAGUCCAGUCCUUCAUUUUCAGUCUCUCUGCUCCCUCAGGUGUCUUUGUUGGAGUAUCGGAAGAGGAAGCAGUGCGGUGGACGUGAUCUAGAGGCUCCUGGAAACAGUUCGUCUCUGAUCGGCACCCCCACCCGGCCUGGCCCCCACUUUAGCCAGGAGUCCCAUCAUCCCAUCCAUUCCCAUCAGCAGAUGCAGCCCCCUGCCUCUCUACAGAGCUCCUCCUUCAGUUCCUCUGCACACACACCCUCCAUCCCACAGAUAGAGGAGGUCAGUCCGUCAGACAACCAGGGCUCAUCGGGGCAGCCGAGACGGCAGGACAACAACAACCAGUGGUGAGAUGCUGACCAAGAAUGAUGAAAUUAGAGACUGAGUCCAUCCACUGUCAUUUUUCAAGUCUGUGUGUGUGUGGCUUAAGAAACCGCACAGACAGACCAAAACAGACUUCUCUCGACUAUUUCUUCAACAUGUUUUUUCAUCACGAUUUCCUUCAAACCGUUUUUAGCUCAUACAUUUCAAGAACAGCUAUAAUCAAGAAAACAUUAUCAAUGUUUCACACAAAGCGAGGGCUGUCGGAUAUUGAUUUAGUGUUCAUGUUCAAACUGUCUGAUAGUAUUUAGGAGAAGACAGUGUCAACAUUUAGUGGUAGAUAACCUGUUUUUUUAAUUUUUCUGAAGGAUGGUUCCCACAACUGUUGAACGUUUGAGGGAAGGUCAAGGGGUUCUGGAGCGAGUGCUGAGAAGCAUCAAGUUGGAUCGAAAUUGCAAGAGGAGUGACGGCUCUACAGAGAAGGAAUCUGGUAUGAAGUGACUGACGACUCCAAGGACUACUGCAGAGAGACGAAAUUAAAACACUUGAACAACUUAGACUAUACUGGAGAACAAAUAACAGGACAUGGAAGCACACGUGUGCUUUAUGUUCUUUCAUGAUUAUAUCUGAAAUUUUGUGCUUAAAUUGAUCUUUCUAUCCUUCCAUCUGUCCUUACAGAAGGAGAUCGAUACGACAUGCCGGCAGCGUCCAUGGCAUCUCCCAUGAAGAGUCCACAUCGAUACAGUCCCUCUGUGUAUUCACACCAGGUACCUGUUCCUUAAACCUCUGGGAUUCAGGCUGUUUAUAACAAUAAUUAUGGCAAACGAGCCCCUCGAUGAAUGUUGAUGUUUUUGUUCGUUUUACUCAUUCCUGUCAAGAGUCGUGUUUUUAUGUUUGUGUGUGACCCUGACUCUGACAUGCUCUCCACAUUUAACUCUUUUGAGAAGCAAACACGACUGCAGGGGAUAGAUGGACAGAAGAGGUGUUCUCAUUUUUUAGAAUAUCAGCGUUUUUAGUGCUUUUAUAUUUAUACUGUUCACCAAAGUUAUCAGUGGUUUUGAUUGAGGAUCGACAGAUGUGUUUUUUUAGGGCUGAUACAGAUUAUUAAUAAUCAAGGAAACCGAUAACCGAUAUAUAGAAAUGAUAUACAUUUGCAGUGAAUAUGUAUAUUUUGGCCUUAUUUUGAAACGUGCUUUUAUUUUGAAACGGGAAAAUAACCGGAAGCAGUGCAUGCUAGCUCAGUAAGCUUCACAGAGACCAAGGAGCAUCUCUAGCGGUGUUGUUACCUGCUAGUUUGUUUCUUUUGUUUUUUGUUCUCCAUGCUUCACUGUGUUUGUUAGAACUGUGAAGUGUAAGUUGAAAGAUCUUAUUUUUUAAAUUUUAAAAUAAACUUCUAUUAUUGGCUAUCGGUGGAAAAAAUAUGUCCAAUGCCGAUUAUUGUAAAAAUGCUGAAUAUCGGCCGAUAUUAUCGCCUGUGCCGAUUAUAGUUCGAUCCUUCGUUUUGAUUUAACCAUUGGCAUGAAGACUUGCAUCUGUAAUUCUAACUUCUGCUCGACUUUCAUCUCUUAUUCUUGAGCUAACCCGCAGCCUCCUGAGCGGGUCACUGUAACUAACACGUGCGUGUUUUCGUCUCUUGUGCGCAGUCAUCAGAAAGCCACCGCCAGACCGACAGCCCAUCAUUCCUCCGGCAAACCUCCAACUCUCCAUUCCGGGGUUCCUGCAGUCCGUCAUCAGGUCAGAGUUUCCAUCUGCGCCUCCCCUCUUCUCACCCGGGACUGUCCCAGGACCAUCACCCCCCUUCCUCAUACCCCAGUCACCCCCCAACCUCCUCAUCAGACUCCAGGCCACCAGCGGGCUUCCUACACCAGCAGAGUGGCAGCAGUAAUGUGGAUGGGGGGGGCCACAGCUACAGCACCAGCCACUUAAAAGCAAGCCUUUCGAACAGCAGUGGCCUGGUGGGGUCUCCCACCCCAGGACCCAGGGCCCACGGGCAGACUAAACUAGACUCAGGUGCCCAGGCCUCUAGAGGGAGUCAGCCACAGGUGUCCCGCAGCCUGAAGUCGGGCAGUCCGGGCCAGACAGCACUGCAGGCCAGCUCCAGGCUGCUGCCAGCCUCUGGACCGACACACUGUCCACAGAGAGGGACAAGUCUCAGCCAGUUCCAACACUCCCCCCUGCAGGGACCCGGAGUAAGGACACAGUCAGGAAGCUUUUAGGACCUUUGUCAAGUGUAUGUGUGCGUGCGUGAGUGUGUGUGAUGCUGCGUACCUCCUCGGCCCCUAAAGCUACGGUCGAAACGGGGCCCCGGGAGUUUAGGGAGGGCAAAUGUACAGACCUAAGAGGAGCAAAGACUUGUGUGAUGAGUUCUUCUUUUCAUCUUUUUUUUCUCUUUCUUUAUUUUCAGAAAAACGAAACAACAAAAUGACCACGUUCUGCUCAAAGCUAAUCAUUGACUUUGGACAUCAUUCAGAAUCCGUGGGAAACGCGAUUUGGACUGUGGAAAAAAAAAAAAAAAAACAAGAUUCACAUGUAACUUGAAAUUUUCCUCAAGGUUUCCUCAUGUGCCGGACUGUGCAAACAGGCUCGAAUAUGUCUGGAAAAUACAAACUUCCACACAAAUGUCUGUACAAAGUUAUAAAAAGCCGUACCUGUUGUCAUGGUACCCAGGUUGGAUAAAUGCUGAGAUGUAACUGAAAGCAAGAGUUGUUUUAUUUUUUAAAUAUUUUUUUGUCAACGUUCCUUUUUUUUCUGAUUUGGCACGUUGCUGAGUCUGUGCUGCAGUAAACAAGUGUUUGAUUUGGAGAGGGGGAACUGAUGCAAACCAAGGCGACAAGUUAAUCAUCCGUUUUAAAGAUGCAUAAGAGAAACUGGGAGGAGGGUUUCUCCCCUGAUAGGAUCAUUCCAUAUGAUAACCAGCCUCCGUGUUCUCCCACUGAACACGGAAAAGAAGCAGAUUCUCCGUUCGUUCAGAUCUUCUGUUGAUUUGGGUUCUUUCUGUUCUCUUUCAUCCCCACUGGACUGUUUUUUGAUUUCACAUUAGGACAAACGUCACUGUAGAGUUCUGAUCUUGUACUUGAGACAAACAGGUCUUAUGAUUCAUGGUGCUGCAUUCUUCUUUUUUCUUUUUUUUGUUUUCAAUAAAUCUGAAAUCCAGUUAUGUUCCCCAACGCUCGGCUGCAUUCAUCUUGUCCUCACAUCUGUUUGUUUGAAUUCAUACACAUCAGAUCUUAUCGGGAUGGGAUGCAGGGCCAGAGUACGAGUUGUUGCAUUUGACUGUUUUCGUUCCUGUAGGAUUUCUUUAAAUAUACAUGUGUUUCGAUUUUUUUGACCAAUCCUCUCAUUCCGAGGAAAAACAGGGAAAGGGUCUCUGAGGGGGUGUUUGGAUUGUUUAUAAAAACUUAGGUUCAAAAAGCUGCUAUGUUCUCCUGUGAGAGCUGCCUCCCUUUUCCACAGAGUGCUGUAUUUUUGUUUCUUUCCUUUUAACCCCAAUCCUCACAAACAGACUUGUAAGAAAGAGACGGCUCCCCUGAAGUGCUGCAGUUGGACCUCAAACCAACAUGAAGCUGACAGCUCGGCUGCAGCAGGAGUCACUCUCUCUCCUCCCUCUUGUAACUUCAGUUUUUUUUUUUGAAGUGGAAAAACAGCUGUGUUUGUGUGGAAGACCUCAAGGACAGAAGGCUCAAACACGAGACUGGACCCAGCGAAUCCACAAACUCCAAGUCCACGUAAAACACAGAAGGGUACUCGUGUUAUACAUGAAUGUUUUACAGUUUGAAAAAAUAAAGUUGUGACCCAAACUGAACCAGCACCUUAGAAUGAAAGAAAUACAACCUAAAAAGACACACUAGGACAACAUGUAUGAUGACUAUGUGUACUUGUAUAGAAAGAAAUGUGAUGUAGACUUGUAUGGAGAAAAUAUAGUACACUGAAUUUAUCGCAUGAUAUUUGUUUUUAGGGUCUGAGUGACCAACCGUGUCAGCAGGUUGGAAGCAAAUCAUCGGGUCAGUUCCUCCAGAAAACCAGAUGCUGAAGUUCUCUCCAUCUCGCUCUCUGUUCUGUAAAGAUCUUUCUGUUGGUUUUAUUUUUACAAAGAUCAUAGAGGUUAUUAUUUCAACUUGUUCCCCCUUCAAAAGAUUUAAAAAGCAAGAAAUGUAAUGCAUUUUGAUAAUAAAAUAAUCAUGAUGGUAAUGUAUUUUGGGAACUACCAUUGUGAUGUGUCAUUUGAGGGACUCGUAUGCUUUGGACAUGUCACAGCAGGUUGAGCUCGGUGUUUGUCUGCAGGGUUUUUUUUUUUUGAUUCAACAAUAUUUUUAUUGGUUUUAUACAGAUAUACACAGGAGACACAUUACAAACACCCCCUUACCCUCAAAAAUCCAUCUACAGCUGGAUAUUCCUAUUACUUUGUUUAAAUGACAAAUUCUGGAGCUAUAACAAAAAAUAAAAAUUAAAAAAUGACUAAGUACAUACCUAAAAAAAUAUAUAAAAAAUACAAGUAAGUGCUGGAAUUCGGGUUUUAUAGAUCUUGAAAUGCGUAAAAUGCUGAGAAAUAAAAAGUAAAACGAGAAUAAGUUAAAUGAACUACUGUGCGUUAAGAGAAAUACAUUUAUAGAAAAGUUGCUGAAAAAUGAAAAAGUCCAUAAAAGAGAUAAGAAUUUGAAUUGUAUGAUCAUAAAACAUCACAAAUAUAUUUCAAAAGGAAAACAACUAGAAGAGGAGAGUGCUUAAUUCAAAAUGAUUAAAGUUUCUGAAGGUGGUCCAGGAAAGGUCCCCAGAUCUUUUCAAAUUUCCCAUCAUUACCUGUAACUAAGUAAUGAAUCUUCUCAAGGUCUAAGACAUGAGGUCUUUGAACCACCGACUGAGUGUGGGUGUUUCCUUCAUUUCGUCUCUGUUAUGGCUCUGGUGGAUGGUUUCUAUCAGUCCUGUUUUAUCCAUUAAAGUAGUCUAUAUGUUGCUCAGUCAGUGAGGUCGAAUUCAAGCCGAAUUGAACGUUAUUUUCUACUACGCCGAGAUUUAAAGACCCACUCCGAUAAAAAUCCUGUUUUUCUUGUUGUCAACAUGUUCAUAUGGAGUUUUUCUGAUGCUACAGGACAUAUCAAGAGAAAUGUAAGUGCGAAACUGUAUUUCUGAGUAUUUCUGCGUUCAAAUCUGUCAGACACAAACGGCAGGCUGAGAUUUCCUAUGUAACAAAUCUAAGCUCCGCCCACAGAGUCCCACUAUGCAUAGUUAGCGUUAGCAGAUUGCAAUGCUCGUAAGAAAGCUAAUAAUGAUAUUAGCUUUCAUCAUGCUCCCCAAAACAUUAGUGUCCGAGAGCUGAAUACCUCCUAAGUUAUCUGCUACUUCUACUACACCGGCGAUGCUAGGUGUAGCUACAAGCUAGCAUGAAGAGGAGUGUGCAGAGCAUCGCUUUCUCCGCCUGCGACUCAGAGGUGAAUUGCUAAUGAUCUACUGGAGCUCUGCAGAGGAAAAGCCCUUGAAAAUGGUACAGGUAAUACCAUAACAAUAAUCAUAAUCACAAUUUAAAGACCACCACGUAUUAAAAUGAAUAAAACGACUGGAGCGGGACUGUAAAAAAGGUGGACUGACAGAGCAGGACCAGAAUAUGAUUCCACUCUGAAUAGUUAAUAACAAAGUUGUUUUUGAUUUCAAAGAGCACGCUGAUAAUCCCCAGAGAGGAGGAGGAGUCGCCUUCACAGCAGAAUGAUUUUGGAGCCAUGAGUUUGGCGUUCUGGUUAUUCCUGAAAUAAUCCUGUUAAGAAGAAACUGCAAUCUCUGCAGGUUAGUCGGCCCACACAUGACCAGAUUUGGAUGGAAACACUUCCUCAUAGUCAGUCGCCAGUAGUUUUUUUGGAGCCAAAAGCGACAGUCUUUGGAAGGAAUUGAAAUUACUGUAAUAUUUUGGGGUGCCUUAUAUGAUAUUUGGUAGAAAGGCAGCAUGUUUUUUAGAGCUACAGAUGGUCAGAUUUGGAAGAGGUGGUCGUUUAUUUUUUUAGAGCCAGAAAUGACCAAAUUUGAUUAAAAU
Molecule: messenger RNA, 39002 nt
Organism: Xyrichtys novacula (pearly razorfish)
Lineage: Eukaryota; Metazoa; Chordata; Actinopteri; Labriformes; Labridae
Source: the annotation of a GenBank genome assembly